GACCUGAAAUUUCUGAAGCUCUCGUGAACAGUUGUUAGCGUUGUGUGACGGAUGCUCUCUGCCGAUGGAAGUAAUGGAGUUUAAAGCUAGGGCCUGUAGAUAGUUGUGGUCUAGUCUUUUGUUAAAGACCACACAGCGUUGGACUACAUUUCCCAGAAUGCACUGUGAACCAGGAACUUCCUUGAGUUCCGAUCCAAUUGGCUUCAGACCCGAAUCCCUAGGGACGUCCAGGAUGUGUGGGGCUUAGAGUGUCAAUUUAAGGCCUGGAAUCAGAUUGUCCAUGGAAAUCGAGUUCAGGGGUGAAGGGCUUUCCUACGGAGCGCGGAGUUCUGAAGAAGAUGUGGUGGUGUUCCGGGCUGGCAGAGUUGGGGAGUUGACUUCAUAACGAUAGGAAUCAAGAAGAGGACUGGUCACAUUCACAAGUUUUCAAUCAUGGCCCAUGUAAUGACGUUCAGCGAUGUGGCUGUAGAUUUCUCUCCGGAAGAAUGGGAGUGUCUAAACCUGGAACAGAGGACUUUGUACAGAGAUGUGAUGUUGGAGAACUACAACCACCUUGUCUCAGUAGGACUUUGCAUUUAUCAACCACGUGUGUUCCCUGUGUUGGAAAAAGAGCAAGAUGCCUACGUGGAUUUGGGCAGUGAGACCAGAGGAUUCUGCCCAGAUAUAGAUUCUGUGUGGCAGAUGAAGAAGGUCCUACCAAAAAAUAGCCCAUGUGCAAGACAGUUAUCCCAGUGGGAAGUAAUGGAAACUGACCCAAACCACAACCUCGAAGGUUCGUGUCCUAGAGCUGAUUGGGAAGGCAAAGGUCAGCCUCCAGCACGAAAGGAGAAUCAAGAGGGAUGCUUUAAGCAAAUGACACCUACCUACAAAAAACUGCCCUUUUUAAAUCAGCUCACAGCUUUUGAUCAGUGUCCAAGACUGAAUAUAGAAGAGAAAGCAAAUAAAUUUAAAUCUGAGAAAUCCUUUAGUCUUGCCUCAGACACCACUCAACUUCAGUCAGUUCACAUGGGUGAGGAACUCGAGGAAGAUGAAAAAUGUGGGAAACCCUUUCCUCCUGGUUCUAAACUUACUCGGUAUCAUGCAGUUCAUGCUGGAAAGAAAACAUUUCAAUGUGAAGAAUGUGGCAAGGCUUUUAGUUUUCGGUCUAGUCUUACUGGUCAUAAGAGAAUUCACACUGGGGAAAAGCCUUUUAAAUGUAAGGACUGUGGGAAAGCCUUUAGAUUUCAUUCACUCCUCAGUGUCCACGUUCGGAUUCACACUGGUGAGAAAUCUUACGAAUGUAAGGAAUGUGGAAAGUACUUUAAUUACAGCUCAGACCUUACUCGGCAUCACAGGAUUCACACUGGAGAGAAGCCCUAUCACUGUAGGGAAUGUGGCAAGGCCUUCAGUUGCGGCUCAGACCUCACUCGCCACGAGAGAAUCCACACUGGUGAAAAACCCUAUGAAUGUAAUGAGUGUGGGAAAGCCUUCAUUCAGCAGUCACACCUCAUUAAACAUCAGAGAAUCCACACUGGAGAAAAACCCUACGUAUGCAAGGAGUGUGGGAAAGCCUUCACAUGUGGGUCACAAUUAAGUCAACAUAGGAAAAUUCAUACUGGGGAUAAGUUGCAUAAAUGUAAAGAAUGUAAAAACUCUUUUAGUUUUGCCUUAAAUCACACUCAACGACAGUUAAUUUACAUUGGUGAGAAGUUCUUUGAAGAUAAGGAAAAUGGGAAGACGUUUUUCCCAGAUUCAGAACUUACUCAGUACCAGACAGCUCACACUGGUAAGAAAAUCUACGAAUGCAAAGCAUGUGGCAAGGCUUUUAGUCUACGCUCCAUUGUCAGCAGUCUUAAGAAAGUUCAUAACAGGGAGAAACUUUUCAAAUGCAACGACUGUGAGAAAGCCUUUCGUUGCCCAUCAAACCUUGCCCGCCACCAGAAGACCCACACUGGUGAAAAGCCCCAUAAGUGUAAGGAGUGCGGGAAGGGAUUUAUUUGCAGAUCAGACCUUGGCCGGCAUCAGAGAGUUCACACCGGUGUAAAGCCUUAUGUAUGUAAGGAGUGUGGAAAAGCUUUCACUCGUGGUGCACACCUAACUCAGCAUCAGAAAAGUCAUGGUAAGAAAUCACAUGGAUUCAAUGGAAGUGAUAAGGACUUUAGUUCUGGUUUAGAACAUCCUCAGCAUUCUUUAAUUCAUACUGGUGAGAAAUUCUGGCAAGAUAAGGAAAAUGCAGAGACCAUUCUUUGUGGUUCAGAACUUACUCAGUUUCAACCUGGCAAUACGACCAAUGAAUAUAAAGAGAAUGGCAAGGACUACAGUUGGCAUUCAGGUGAUACAGACCUUAAGACAGCUCACAUUAGGGAGAAACGUUUUCAAUGUAAGGAAUGCCCAAAGGCCUUUAGGUAUAGUUCAGAACUUACUCGACAUCAGAGACUCCAUACCGGUGAGAAGCCCUAUAAAUGUCAGGAAUGCUGGAAAGCCUUUGCUUCUGCCUCAGACCUUGCUCGGCACCAGAGGAUUCACACUGGUGAGAGGCCCUACGAAUGUAACGAGUGUGGGAAAGCCUUCAUUCAGCAGUCACACCUCAUUAAACAUCAGAGAAUCCACAGUGUCGAACAGCCCAAGGAUGUAAUGAAUGUAGAAAAGCCUUCGGCUGGCAGUCAGAUGUUAUUAAACAUGAGAGAAUUCACACUGGUAAACAAUCUUAUAAAUUUAAGGAGUGUUGGAAAGAUUCUACUCAUGGCUCAGCUCAAUCAGUUUCAGAAGAUUUAUAAUGAUGAGAAAUCGAGUUAAGGCAGAACACUUAGAAAAGCCUGUAUGACUCAACUCUUACCCAGCAUUAGAAUGUCCACACCAAUAGGAAAUCUGUGACUGAGAUUUGGGAAAGCCUUCAUCUGUAACUCAAGUCACUAUCUAUGUGAAGAUAUGUCACUGUGAU
Molecule: messenger RNA, 2920 nt
Organism: Onychomys torridus (southern grasshopper mouse)
Lineage: Eukaryota; Metazoa; Chordata; Mammalia; Rodentia; Cricetidae
Product: zinc finger protein 420-like
Exons: 5
Coding region: 433-2775 (780 amino acids)
Biological process (GO): regulation of DNA-templated transcription
Source: RefSeq, a predicted model, not a curated record